Molecule: messenger RNA, 2542 nt
Organism: Pelodiscus sinensis (Chinese soft-shelled turtle)
Lineage: Eukaryota; Metazoa; Chordata; Testudines; Trionychidae
Source: RefSeq, a predicted model, not a curated record
UGGGUGUUGGAGGAGGAGGUGGGCGGCCGGAAACUCACCGAAGUCAUCAACACGCAGCACGAGAACGUCAAAUACCUGCCCGGGCACAAGCUGCCGCCCAAUGUGGUGGCGGUGCCAGACGUGCUGAAGGCCUCAGCAGGGGCAGACAUCCUCAUCUUCGUGGUGCCCCACCAGUUCAUCGGCAAACUCUGUGAGCAGCUCAAAGGCCAUGUGAAGAAGGAGGCCAUCGGGGUGUCGCUCAUCAAGGGGGUGGAUGAGGGCCCGGAGGGGCUGAAGCUGAUCUCGGACAUUAUCCAUGAGUGGCUGGGAAUCGAGAUGAGUGUUCUGAUGGGGGCCAACAUUGCCAAUGAAGUGGCAGAUGAGAAGUUCUGUGAAACAACCAUUGGCUGCAAGAACCUGGAGCAUGGGCAAAUCCUGAAGGAGCUGAUGCAGACACCCAAUUUCCGGAUCACUGUGGUACCAGAAGCUGACACCGUGGAGAUCUGUGGGGCCCUGAAGAACGUUGUAGCUGUAGGGGCUGGUUUCUGUGACGGCUUGAGCUUUGGGGACAACACCAAGGCAGCUGUGAUUCGCCUCGGGCUGGUGGAGAUGAUCACCUUCUCCAAGCUCUUCUGCAAGGGCCCUGUCACUGCGGCCACCUUCCUGGAGAGCUGUGGGAUCGCCGACCUCAUCACCACCUGCUAUGGCGGCAGGAACCGCAGGGUGGCCGAGGCCUUUGUCAAAACCGGGAAGUCCAUUGAGCAGCUGGAGAAGGAGAUGCUGAACGGACAGAAGCUGCAGGGUCCCCAGACGUCUGCCGAGCUGAACCACAUCCUCAAACACAAGAACCUGGUGGAGAAGUUCCCCCUCUUCACUGCUGUGUAUCAGAUCUGCUACGAGGGCAAACCCGUCGCUGACUUCAUCAAGUGCCUUCAGAACCAUCCUGCCCACAUGUAACUGGGCCUUGGGCCCCAACCGCUGAACCAUGGAAAUGAGUCGAGAGCCGCUGUUGGAGCAUGAGCCUUUGUGUACAGAAAGAUGCUGGGAUCGUCUGAGCCAUCACAGAUCCUGGGAAAGGGGGUCCCCCUUCCGUGGCCCAGGGCUGCUCAGCCCUCAGCCAGAGGAUGCACUCUCGAUUCUAUAUGGAGAAACCAAAUUAAAUGCCCUCCUCUUAGGUGUCUAAAAUUUGCUGCUCCCCACAACACCCUGCUUGGGGGGGACCUGCCAUCAUAUUCCUCAUCAGUGGUGCGACCGGUCCAGUUUGCCGUGGGGCUCGUCUGGGCUUCCUUCGUGAGUUGUCUGUAGAUGAAGCAUGUGAAGGUUGCUUUGGCUGGGAGGACAAAAUCUGCUUUUGCAAGCUGUAUCCUUUAUAGAGGCCGCCCGGCAGGGCAAAGGUUCUUCGUUGUCUGCUGCAAUAGUCGUUUCUUACUGUUCCUUUUUGCUUAUCCUCCCCACAGUGAGGGACUGAGAGCACGUGUGGGUCCCUGCCAGAUUUGAUUUGCCCACAGCCAAACUCUUGAUGAUUUUAAAAAGGGCCAACAAUCCCCAUUUUUAUAAGAAGCCACUGUGCAUGGGGAGCACCCCCACAGGAAACACUGCUCCCCCAAGUCUCUUCCGGUGCCCAGCCCUGGCUGUCACGGAGCCAGGACCCUGGAUAACUCCCCAGGCACCAAAGGCAGCAUCCCAGGGCGAUGUCCAUGCAGAUUGUCAGAAGCAGCUGGAGAAAGUUCUUUGGCCUUUUGCUCUGGAGCUCAAAUCAAAUCCCAUUGGGAUUCCAAAUCCUCUCCUGACUGUUCAGCUGCUCUGCCUCGCAGCUCCCUGCACGUCCUACGUUGCUCUUUCUCCCUUCUGCGCUUUGUGCAGCUUCUGGCUACUGCCAGCCAGGGACAGAUGUCCCUGAGUCAGGCCUGCCCUGGCCUGCCCCUACAGGUGGCUGGGUUAUUGGCUACGAAUCAUGUUCACAUUGCACCCUCCUGAGCCACUGGGCCAAGCUGCUUUUAAUCAGAAAAUGGGAGGCACCAGGGCCUCCUGGACCCCAGAGCAUUGGGACUGUGCCUCAGACCUGGCUCUGCUUUUACUUGUGUGCCUUGAUGUUCCUCUUGCUCUUGCCUCUGGGCUCUUGUCAGGCCCAGCUGGGGUGGCUGAAACUGCCCAUUAUAAUGGGGUCCCUCAUUGGUCAACUGAGAUGCAUUUCCUUGGAGUAACCCCUGAUCUGAGUGCUGGGGAAGGGGAGGAGACAGUCACCAGCACAAAGGGGAGUGGGGGGCACCCUUCAUUUUCAGUGGGCCUCCAGCUCCUGGCUGCCCUCUGUGCCUUUGGAACUGGCCCUCAGCGAGCAAAGCUCCUACAAGCCUUUCUGAACCCUGUCACAAAGCCAGACAGCUCCUUGCUACAUCUUCACAAGGGUCUGGCCUUCCAGUGCCCCAGGCUGGGCGCGGGGUGCGAGGGAGCAAAAUGCUCUCUCCGCCCCAGUGCCAGACUUGCCCUGUGUCUCUGACUGGCCGAACAUGAAGGUACUUGAGUUGUGAAUGUUUAAUAAAACAAUGGACGGAGAAAACCCUUA